Molecule: messenger RNA, 597 nt
Organism: Trypanosoma theileri
Lineage: Eukaryota; Euglenozoa; Kinetoplastea; Trypanosomatida; Trypanosomatidae
Exons: 1
Coding region: 1-597 (198 amino acids)
Source: RefSeq, a predicted model, not a curated record
AUGUCAACGCCGGCGUAUCGUGUGGCUAGUCUUCUGCGGCAGGGGAAUAGCAGUGACUUUGAUGGUGAGAAGAGUACUUUAGCGAAACUAACACGUGAUGUGGAGACCUUCUUAAGUCACGCCAGUAAUGUUCCCCCGGUAGUGUUAGAAACCCCAAAUGGGGGCGACAACAAUGAUGCCAAAUCAACUAUAGAAGAACCUGCAGCGAUGGAAGUUCACCUUAAUGUGGUUGCCGGUGUAUUGGAGCCUCGAGAACCCACAAGUGAUGUCUCCAGAGUCGAUGGUUUAUUGCUGCCAACCACAACCAAUCACGAAACACUUGAUCGACAACAUGUGCGGGAGGCACAGGCAUUGUUAAAUCUCAUGGGAGCACUUUCUCCCACCACCGUCAUGGGCAAUUUAUCUCAAGUAGCCUCAACAACAACAACAACAACGGCUAGUUGGCAGGGUGAAAUGAAUGUUACAGGGACUGAUGAAGAUACCGACUCGGUUGCUGUUUACGAUGCGGAAGACUUGAACGAUGACACAAGUACUUCAUACAGUGAUGAAAGUAGAACAAAUGAUCAGGGUUCUACACGUAUUGUGGAGUUAAACUAA